AUGGCGAAGAACAUAGCGGACCCGGCGCUGGGGGCCAAGGUGGUGGGGUUCACAUGCUGCGACAUCCGGCACGCGCCCCAGAACGUGCUGGACGGGUCGGACAGCACGUUCUGGGCCACGACGGGCAUGUUCCCGCAGGAAAUCACCAUCGAUUUAGGCCAGGUUUCCACGCUGGUGAAGAUGCAGCUGUCCGGGAUGAGCAUCCGGAAGCUCGCGAUGGACAAGUGCGACCAGGACACGCCGCAGCGCUUCGACCGGGUCUUCGAAGUCGACAUCGACCAGCGGCCGAUGAAGCUCUCGCAGCACACGCACGUCCUUCAGAACAUCCGCGCGCGGUUCGUGCGGUUCGUGUUGCUGGACGGGUCGGAGGAGUUUGCGUCGCUGAACCGCGUGCAAAUCUUCGGAUCGCAAUAG
Messenger RNA from Pedinophyceae sp. YPF-701, 414 nucleotides. Lineage: Eukaryota; Viridiplantae; Chlorophyta; Pedinophyceae. The record is from the annotation of a GenBank genome assembly.